GUAGAUGAAAUUACUUAAAUAAAAUGGCAGAUGAUAAUGUUCUUUUUGUUCGAGAAAAUGGAAAUGUUACAAAUGUGGAUAAUGAAGAUGUUUGGGAUGAUAGUGCGUUAAUAAAAGCUUACGAUAAAGCAGUGAAUUUAGCAAAAGAGGAAGUUGUUAAACGGAUAGGGAUGGAAGUUCAAAAUUCGCAAAAUUUUAAACAACCUCGACAUAUCAACAAACCAUACAAGAAAUGGAUUGUUGGAGCACCUUGUCGUGCAAUAUACUCAGAAGAUGGAGAAAUUUAUGAAGCUAUAAUAUCAAAAAUUUAUGAAGAUAGUGAAACUUGUAUCGUGAAAUUUGUAGGAUAUGGUAAUACACAAAAGGUGGAGUUAAGUUCUCUUUUAGAAUCAGAAGGUUUACAAAAUCAAAUAGCUCAACGAAAGGAUGCUCUGGCAGAGAAGCUCAAUGAAGAAAAUGUGACCGACGAAACGAAGUUUUCUGUAAAUGCCAACUCAAAAAAGUACAAUGGAGAGAAAAUGGAUUGUGAAUCUGAAGAAACAAAAACAUACAAGCAUUAUUUUAUGCCUGGACCAUCUUUCAAUGCAGCGGCAGAUAUAAUGCCGCCUGCGCCUCCUUUACCGCCACAAUUAAUGGCUAAGUUGCCAGACAAUGAUGCAGACGCACUUUCGAGUAUGUUAAUGUCAUGGUACAUCAGUGGUUUCCAUACGGGUUACUAUCACGGCUUAAAACAAGCCAGCAAUAAUCAAGAGAAAAGAAAGAAUUGCUGAUUCAUGUAUAAAUCUCAUUCACAA
This is a messenger RNA of Habropoda laboriosa, 794 nucleotides long. It is a transcript of the gene Smn, whose product is annotated as survival of motor neuron protein. The coding region runs from base 24 to 770 and encodes 248 amino acids. Gene Ontology annotation, molecular function: RNA binding. The record is from RefSeq and is a predicted model, not a curated record. The transcript is spliced from 6 exons. Gene Ontology annotation, biological process: mRNA processing. Gene Ontology annotation, cellular component: nucleus; cytoplasm. Lineage: Eukaryota; Metazoa; Arthropoda; Insecta; Hymenoptera; Apidae.